This is a messenger RNA of Leptonychotes weddellii (Weddell seal), 4597 nucleotides long. The record is from RefSeq and is a predicted model, not a curated record. Lineage: Eukaryota; Metazoa; Chordata; Mammalia; Carnivora; Phocidae.
AGCUAAUGGGUAAAUAGUAGUAAGAAACUUAAAUGCUGUUAUUUAUUUUCUCUUUUUAAUCUAUAGUUCCAUUCAAGAAUAUGACCAGUCUCACACUUCUGCACAGUGGUCCACAAUUUACAAAUAACUUUUUUCUACGUUGUGUAUCACAACAUCCCCAUAGGGUGCGAUUAACCCCAUUUUACAUGAAAACUUUGUUAAUAUCAGAAAGCAUAUUAAGAGCCCCCUUUGACAUGGCAUUUUUACCAGAUCCUACAUUUCCAAAAGGACACAACUUAAGAGGAAGGACAAUCACAAAACUUGGAUUGAAUCUUCCACAAUACCAAGCACUGGCUUCGAUUUUAUGGCCGCGAGUAACUACACACUGGGCCCCUUUUCUCAUAUGUAAAAUAAGGGCAACAAUACCUUCUUCACACAAUUGUUCUGUGAUUAAAUAAGAACAAAGGCUGAAGGAUGAACCUACCACGUCGUAGGGCCUCUAAUAAAUACCUUCUCCUUCUUCCCUUGACAGCUAAAGCACGAGAUAUCACUAUCAUUCCCACUUCACACGUGGAGAAACUCGAAGCGGAGAACGCUCAGGUUCCCCUUCUCCACUGGCAACUCCGCAACCCCCAGAUUUGGUUCGGGCAAUUGCGACGUCCGCUACGUCGGUUCUUGUAGCGUGGAUUCUCUCCUCGAGUUGCGCCUGGUGGGGGCUGGAGGCCGUUGAUAAUUGCUCCCAUGAUUCUGAGGAAUCCGAUCCUAAUCCUCAACGGCGCUUCAGGGACAAAGCUGCUUUCCUACCGUCCCUAACCUCGCCUAGAGUAAAGGUCGCGGCAAAGCCUCAGCUCCAGCUACCGACGCCAUUUUGGCCUCUACGUGUGACGCCACACGUAGCAGAGAGCCCAGCCGAUUGGUUGGGAGACGGCAGCCAGAGGAGAGGCGCGCGAAGCCAGAGAAGAGUAUGGAGGAGAAGCCAAGGAAACUACAAUCCCGGCCUUCCUUGCGCCUGCGACAGCAUACCGAGAGCGAAAGACAAGGGAGCUUGGGUCCGGACCACAACUCCCAGCACCUCCCGCGAUGUCUCCUCUUUCCUUUCAAAACGCGGAGGAAAAGAGGGACUAGGAGAAUGGAGGCCUUCUGGAGUCGGUUCUCCGAAAGGCGGGAAAGGCGAACUACACCUCCCGAUUGGCAGCGCGCGAGUGCGCCUGCGCCCUGAUGCCUGUCGCCAUCUUGCCCCUUCUGAGGCACCGCAAACAAACCCAAUUCCUGGUGUUUCCUAGUCUUGGCGGAGGAGCCUUUUAGAUGAGCCCCGAAAGGCCGGGCAGGGAAGACAAGCUCUUUGGGGCUACCAAAAAGAAGCAGCAAUGCCUGUUGUGUGGCCAACCCUUUUGGAUCUCAGCAGGGAUGAAUGCAAAAGGAUUCUUAGAAAAUUGGAAUUGGAGGCAUAUGCUGGAGUUAUCAGUGCACUUCGGGCACAGGGGGAUCUCACCAAGGAAAAGAAAGAUCUUCUCGGAGAACUCUCAAAAGUUCUUAGCAUCUCAACAGAGCGCCACCGUGCUGAAGUUCGGAGAGCAGUAAACGAUGAACGGUUAACAACAAUUGCACAUAAAAUGAAUUUAUCCUUAUAUUUGGGUGAAAGACCAAGUUACAGUAUGUCUGGACCUAAUAGCUCUUCAGAAUGGUCCAUUGAGGGUCGUCGCUUGGUUCCACUGAUGCCCCGGUUGGUUCCCCAAACUGCCUUCACUGUAACAGCUAACGCUGUUGCCAAUGCAGCUAUCCAGCACAAUGCAUCUCUUCCAGUGCCUGCAGAAACAGGAAGCAAGGAAGUAGUGGUUUGCUAUUCCUACACAAGUACCACGUCAACCCCAACCUCUACCCCUGUUCCAAGUGGCAGCAUAGCGACGGUUAAGUCUCCAAGACCUGCCAGUCCUGCCUCCAAUGUAGUUGUCUUGCCAAGUGGAAGUACUGUUUAUGUCAAAAUGUUUACUCCUAUUUCUCUUUCUUCUUUCAAAGGUGUUAAAAUCAUCACACAACAAGUUCAACCAAGUAAAAUCUUACCCAAACCAGUGACAGCAACUCUGCCCACCAGUAGCAAUUCCCCUAUUAUGGUGGUUAGCAGUAAUGGUGCAAUUAUGACAACUAAACUGGUAACCACUCCUACUGGCACACAGGCAACCUAUACCCGGCCAACAGUGAGCCCGUCCAUAGGUCGGAUGGCUGCAACCCCUGGAGCUGCAACCUAUGUGAAAACUACCAGUGGUAGCAUCAUCACAGUAGUACCCAAGUCAUUAGCUACCUUGGGGGGCAAGAUAAUUAGCAGUAAUAUAGUUUCUGGAACGACUACCAAAAUCACUACAAUCCCAAUGACUUCCAAGCCCAAUGUGAUUGUUGUGCAAAAGACAACAGGAAAAGGAACGACCAUUCAAGGCCUCCCGGGCAAAAACGUUGUCACAACAUUGCUAAAUGCUGGAGGAGAAAAGACUAUUCAGACGGUGCCAACAGGAGCAAAGCCAGCUAUUAUCACUGCUACAAGACCCAUCACCAAAAUGAUUGUAACUCAACCAAAAGGAAUAGGUUCCACAGUUCAGCCAGCAGCUAAAAUCAUCCCAACAAAAAUUGUUUAUGGGCAGCAAGGGAAAACACAGGUUCUUAUUAAACCCAAACCAGUGACAUUUCAAGCCACAGUUGUUAGUGAACAAACAAGGCAGCUGGUCACAGAAACAUUACAGCAAGCAUCUAGGGUGGCAGAAGCUGGUAAUUCAUCUAUUCAAGAGGGAAAAGAAGACCCACAGAGUUAUACCGAUAGUAGUUCCUCUUCUACAGAGUCCUCCCAAAGUUCCCAAGAUUCCCAGCCUGUAGUUCAUGUAAUUGCUUCCCGGCGUCAGGAUUGGUCAGAACAUGAGAUUGCAAUGGAGACUAGCCCCACCAUAAUUUAUCAGGAUGUAUCCAGUGAAUCACAAUCAGCUACUUCAACAAUCAAAGCUCUAUUAGAACUCCAACAGACAACAGUAAAGGAAAAAUUGGAAUCUAAACCAAGACAACCCACUAUUGACUUGAGUCAGAUGGCAGUGCCUAUUCAGAUGACCCAGGAAAAGAGACAUUCUCCUGAGAGUCCAUCCAUUGCUGUGGUAGAGUCAGAACUAGUUGCUGAAUACAUCACUACUGAACGCACUGAUGAGGGGACAGAGGUUGCUUUUCCCCUUCUAGUCAGCCAUCGCUCCCAGCCCCAACAGCCCUCCCAGCCCCAGCGGACCCUGCUCCAGCAUGUGGCUCAGUCACAGACCGCAACACAGACUUCGGUGGUGGUGAAGUCCAUCCCAGCAUCUUCCCCUGGAGCAAUCACCCACAUUAUGCAGCAGGUUGUAUCUCUUCUUUCUCUUCCUACCUUCUGUAACUGCCUCCUUCCUGAAAUAAGGCUUAGUUUCAUCGAUUAUGGGAGAGGAAAUAACUGAAUUGAAGAGCAUUUGUGUAGUUCUUUCAUCUGUGAGGACUGAGUAGAGGAAAUGAAUUGAGAGUCUUAAUACUUGGAAUGUAAUUAAGAAACAGUAUUCAUGGAUCUUCUGUAAAAUUGGAACAUUUCAAAAGGGUGGGACUAUCCAAAUGAAUCUAUGACUUCAGAAUUGGUCACUCUUUCUAUAUCCAUUGUUAUGGAAGCAUUUAUCACUGAGGUGAGAUUUUUAAAUGAAAUAGAAGUUGGCUUGUUUAGCUGUUUGUUGCUAGGUGUUUUGCUUUUCGAAUGAAUUCUCGUAGGAAACGUUAUUUAUAAGUAGGUAUAAAUAUCUGACUUCUUUCACUAUAUGUGACCAGUUAAGGAGGAGACUCAAUGAGGAAGGAGAAUGAGUUAAUACACAACAGAAAAUCGGUUACCAGGGGUAACGGGGAAAAGAAAAGAAUAUGCUGAUCAGCUGAUUUUGUGUCAGAUACUGUGCUUUGAGCUUUAAAUACAUUAAUUUGUUUAAUUCUCAACUAUGAUCCUGCAAGGUGGGUGUAUUAUCCCUCUUACAAAUGAGGAAACUCAUGCUUACAGAAGUUAAGUAACUUAUUCUGGGUGGCAGAGCCAGGAUUUAAACUCAGAGCAUCCUGCCUCUAUACAAAGUGAUGUCAUAGAUGCCAGAUUUAAGCGUGACUUAUCAUCAGUUGUCACAUAAAUCACCAUCAUUUGACUGGUAGCAGUUGAUCCUAAUUUUAAGCAAACUAACCUGAAUGGCAAUAAAGACAUUGGUGCAUUAAAAACCUAUAUGUGUAAGGUCAUUAUGAGAUAGGGGAGAGUUUCAAUUGAAUCUCAGAGUUUUAAAGUUUAGAAUGAAGGAAUAGCAUGAUAAGGAAGUGGGAAGGAUGGGGUUGGAGUGGAUUUUGUGUCACUGAGGAAAGCCAGGUGGCCAGAGGUUUAGCUAAGUAUCAGAUCUCAGCCUGGAUGCUGGCAGGUCCUGACAUUGAGCUUUCUCAGGACCCCCAGAGAGGUCGAACAGGCUGACCCUAACCAGGUCCCUCAAGAUCGAUGCCUCCUCCCAUCACUGUUCUAUCCGACACGGAACAAUCUCCCUUUCCACAGACAAGAGUGCUCUCAUCCCCUCCCCCAGUCUCCUUCCCUCCUGGCAGCCGAGUCUCUGGGAAA